This is a messenger RNA of Acomys russatus (golden spiny mouse), 4062 nucleotides long. It is a transcript of the gene Mark1, whose product is annotated as microtubule affinity regulating kinase 1. The transcript has 18 exons. NCBI's taxonomy places the organism in Eukaryota, Metazoa, Chordata, Mammalia, Rodentia, Muridae. Gene Ontology annotation, cellular component: cytoplasm. The record is from RefSeq and is a predicted model, not a curated record. Gene Ontology annotation, molecular function: protein serine/threonine kinase activity; ATP binding; tau-protein kinase activity. Gene Ontology annotation, biological process: microtubule cytoskeleton organization; intracellular signal transduction; protein phosphorylation. The coding region runs from base 69 to 2462 and encodes 797 amino acids.
CCUCGCCGAAGCCCUCCGCCGCCCGCGACCCGCCGGACCCCCCGGCCCGACCCCGCCGCCCGCUCAAGAUGUCGGCGCGGACGCCAUUGCCCACGGUGAACGAGCGGGACACGGAGAACCAUACAUCUGUGGAUGGAUAUACUGAAGCACACAUCCCGCCGACCAAAUCAAGUAGCAGACAGAACAUUCCCCGGUGUAGAAACUCCAUUACGUCAGCAACAGAUGAACAGCCUCAUAUUGGAAAUUACCGCUUACAGAAGACAAUAGGGAAGGGAAAUUUUGCCAAAGUGAAAUUGGCAAGACAUGUUCUAACAGGUAGAGAGGUAGCUGUGAAAAUAAUAGACAAAACUCAGCUGAACCCUACCAGUCUACAAAAGUUGUUUAGAGAAGUACGAAUAAUGAAGAUACUGAACCAUCCUAACAUAGUGAAACUGUUUGAAGUUAUUGAAACAGAGAAGACACUUUACUUAGUCAUGGAAUACGCAAGUGGGGGUGAAGUAUUUGAUUACUUAGUUGCCCACGGAAGAAUGAAAGAGAAAGAGGCCCGUGCAAAAUUUAGGCAGAUAGUGUCUGCUGUUCAAUAUUGUCAUCAAAAAUGCAUUGUUCACCGUGAUCUUAAGGCUGAAAACCUUCUCCUUGAUGCUGAUAUGAAUAUUAAAAUUGCUGACUUUGGUUUUAGCAAUGAAUUCACAGUGGGGAACAAAUUGGACACAUUCUGUGGAAGCCCGCCUUACGCUGCCCCCGAGCUUUUCCAAGGCAAGAAGUACGAUGGGCCGGAAGUGGAUGUGUGGAGUCUGGGCGUCAUUCUCUACACACUGGUCAGUGGCUCCCUGCCUUUUGACGGCCAGAAUCUGAAGGAACUGCGAGAGCGAGUCCUUCGGGGGAAGUAUCGCAUUCCCUUCUACAUGUCCACGGACUGUGAGAAUCUCUUGAAGAAACUCCUAGUGCUGAACCCCAUAAAGAGGGGCAGCUUGGAGCAAAUCAUGAAGGACCGAUGGAUGAAUGUUGGUCACGAAGAAGAAGAGCUAAAGCCAUAUUCUGAGCCUGAGCUCGAUCUCAGUGAUGCAAAAAGAAUAGACAUUAUGGUCACUAUGGGGUUUGCACGAGAUGAAAUCAAUGAUGCCUUAGUAAGUCAGAAAUACGAUGAAGUGAUGGCUACUUACAUUCUUCUAGGUAGAAAACCACCUGAAUUCGAAGGUGGUGGUGAGUCACUGUCAAGUGGAAACUUGUGUCAGCGAUCACGGCCAAGCAGUGACCUGAACAACAGCACUAUUCAGUCCCCUGCGCACCUGAAGGUCCAGCGAAGCAUCUCAGCCAACCAGAAGCAGCGGCGCUUCAGUGACCAUGCCGGCCCCUCCAUUCCCCCUGCUGUAUCAUACACCAAAAGGCCUCAGGCCAACAGUGUGGAAAGUGAGCAGAAAGAGGAGUGGGACAAAGACACAGCUCGCAGGCUUGGCAGCACCAUGGUGGGUUCGAAGAGUGAAGUAACAGCCAGCCCCCUGGUGGGUCCAGACAGGAAGAAGUCUUCGGCUGGCCCAAGUAAUAACGUAUAUUCUGGAGGUAGCAUGGCAAGGAGGAAUACGUACGUGUGUGAAAGGACCACGGACCGGUACACAGCACUGCAAAAUGGAAGAGACAGCAGUCUUACAGAGAUGUCUGCCAGCAGCAUGUCCUCUGCAGGUUCCACUGUGGCAUCUGCUGGCCCCUCAGCACGUCCCCGCCACCAGAAGUCUAUGUCGACCUCUGGCCACCCUAUUAAAGUUACACUGCCAACCAUUAAAGAUGGCUCUGAAGCUUACCGGCCUGGCAGUGCAACUCAGAGAGUGCCUGCAGCUUCCCCGUCUGCUCACAGUAUUAGUGCCAGCACUCCAGACAGGACCCGCUUUCCCCGAGGGAGCUCCAGCAGAAGCACUUUCCAUGGGGAACAGCUCCGAGAGCGGCGCAGUGCAGCUUAUAAUGGGCCACCUGCCUCCCCAUCCCACGAAACGGGCACAUUUGCACACUCCAGAAGGGGAGCGUCAACUGGGAUCAUAAGCAAAAUCACUUCCAAGUUUGUACGCAGGGAUCCAAGUGAAGGGGAAGCCAGUGGCAGAACCGACACAGCCAGAAGUGCAUCAGGGGAGCCAAAAGAACGAGACAAGGAAGAGGGAAAAGACGCCAAGCCGCGCUCUCUGCGGUUCACGUGGAGCAUGAAGACCACGAGCUCAAUGGACCCCAAUGACAUGAUGAGAGAAAUCCGAAAGGUAUUAGAUGCCAACAACUGUGACUAUGAACAGAAGGAGCGGUUCCUGCUUUUCUGUGUCCAUGGAGAUGCCAGGCAGGACAGCCUCGUACAGUGGGAGAUGGAAGUCUGCAAGCUGCCUCGGCUCUCACUGAAUGGGGUCCGCUUCAAGCGAAUAUCUGGGACAUCUAUUGCCUUUAAGAACAUUGCAUCCAAAAUAGCAAAUGAGCUUAAGCUGUAAAGAAGUGUCAGCUUCAAGGUCGGGGUAGAUGCACCCACAUCCAGGUACAGUCUUGAAUGUACUGGUGAUGCCUACUGUGGUCCACCUGUGAAUCCCCCAUGUAGAGUUUGUCCUUACUGCAAUAAGGUUAUACAUAGUUGUGAACUGUAAAAUUAAAGUCAGUUGAGCUAUCAUAAGAAUCUGUAGCUUAAAAAGUAGGUUCACAUGUACAGGUAAGUAUAUUGUGUUUUUCUGUUCAUAGAGAUGUAUAAUAAAAUACGAUUGCUUUAAAACCUGUAUAUUGUCUAGAUCUCCACACGGACGUGUACGUUUAAUGCUUUGAGUUGAAAAUGGUUCUCCCUGUUACUUACAUUUUGGUGGGUUUUUAAAAUUCUUACCUCCAUCAUGCUAUUUUGAAAAUUGUGUCCAGGAUUAAAAGCGCACAGAGAUAGUCUUUAAAAUUGUAGCAUGAACUUUAUAAAAAAUUAUUUUAAAAUCAUAUUUAAUUUAAACCAGCAGUUGACAGUGGAUCGGUGUCAUUCAGUUCUCCUGCUUUUCCCACUUCCAGCUUGUGUCAGACAAGGUGUAGUUAGGAGACACAAGAUGUUUACAGUGUCGGCACCGGACUCUUCUAAACAAAAAGAAAAUAAACCAUAGCUUUGCCUUGAGCUAACUCAGAAGUUCUGAGGGAAGAAAUUAAAUCUUUGCCAAGCUAAUUUUGCCCUUUGUUUUCUGACCUGCUAACUAGAAGCAGAGAGGGAUGGAAUCCGUGGUUCGCCUGCCUGUUCCGAAAUAAGCCAGCACUUACUUAGGUUAGCUGCCUUCGGGACACGCAGGGUGACUGUGGAAACACAAGCGUGUUGGGGCAUCUCAUAGCACAAGCUCCUCUGUAUAGUGUUGACGAAUGCAUUGACUAAGACAUGAUGCCGCCUCAGGAAUUGACUGGCAUUGGGAGCAUUUGCCCCAGUGUCUUCCCAGCCUCCAUCCACCCUUUUCCACUGAAGUAUCUUGUACUCAGAGACCUGUGAGCAGGGCGCGCUCACCACACCUGCUCAUUAGGAUGUCUGCUAGCCUGAUGGUUCACUCCACUCCCUCAGAACUCAUUUGUUUUCACUAUUUUGCCUAAGUCCCCACGUUUCUUCCACAUCAUUAUGCCUGUAAAGUGCAGCUUUGUAAGUGGUCAUUUGCCUUCUUUCAUAAUUAGUGACAUAGGCGACGACGUAAAGCCACUAGUAAAGGUACAUUUUUUAAUACUCAUUAUUUUCUACUGAAUAGCCUUGGAGGUUGACUGUGCAAUGUUAUUUAAUGUUGUAAUUACUGUAAGAUCAGCAUACGGGCUCCAUCUGCACACUCCUGAGAAGUAGGAAAUGUACUCAGAGCUUAUCUGUUGAGAGGAAAGUAAUGCUGUGAUCAAUGCUGUCAUUGGGACCUACAGAUCAAUGCUUGUCAUUGGAAACUACGCUGCUGGAAAGCCACCAGUGCAGGUGAUGGGCUGUUCCACCACAAUGGCUUCCGGUUGAAGAUGGUUUUAUCUUCUGUACUGUACUGUGAUGUAGCUUUCUUCUGUAAGUCUGUUCCAAAUGGUGUGUGUUCCUGAGCCUUAGAGAAGGGCGGUGUUGGG